UCCCAUCAAACUUACCUCCAACAACUUCCCAGUCUGGAGAUGCCAAGUGCAAUCCGCCCUAAUUGGAUUGGGACUUGACGGAUAUAUUACCGGUGACACGAAAACUCCGGCUCCAUUCCUUGACGCUGCCAAAUCACAACCAAACCCAUGCUAUCUACCAUGGUACCGCCAAGACAAGAUGGUAAUCAGUGCUCUCCUGGGUAGUUGUUCAGAUACUAUCCAACCGAUUAUCUCCUCCGCUGCCUCGGCAAAACAAGCGUGGGACAAAUUGAGUCAUACCUUUGCAAGUUCAUCCCGUGGACGUAUCAUUGCCCUCAAAACUGCCCUAGCUCGUACCAAGAAGGGUUCUAACAGUAUUACUACGUAUCUGGCUGAAAUACUGGGCAUAGCUGAUGACUUAGCCUUAGCACAGAACCCGGUGUGUGAUGAGGAUCUUGUCAUCACCAUUUUAAAUGGCCUGGGGCUUGAGUACAAUGAGCUUGCGUCUGCUAUCCGUGUUCGUACUACACCACUGCCGGUUGCAGAACUUAGAGAAAUUCUCCUGGAGCUGGAGUCACGCCAACAAGAGCAAACGGCUGCCACUGAGUCUCUCAUUCCAGCAGUCCAUGCCACUUCGUUGACCAGUCACUAUGCCUCUGCUGCACGUGGUACGGCUGGGACGUAUGAUCGCCGCCAGUCAUCUCGUCGGGGUCGUGGUGGCAGAUUUGCUUACUCUGGACCUCAAUCGAACACCAACAUUAUUUGUAAGUUCUGUGAUAACCCCGGCCAUGAUGUCAAAGUAUGCCGCAAACUUCAGCGAUUUCUCCGGGACAACAAUAUUUCCCAGUCGGCCUCUCCUAAGGUGAAUCACACGGCCACUUCCUCUGCUACAUCACGUCCUCAGUGGUUAUUUGACAGUGGGGCCUCCCAUCAUGUGGCUUCAGACGUUCAUCAUCUCCCGACCUACACCGACUAUGGAGGUCCCGAAGAAGUUCAACUUGGGAAUGGAUCGGAUCACGGGGGCGUCUCUGAUGCUGCGCGGGGAGAACCAUAAUGACCUAUAUUCUGUGCCAGUUGUUCGUCCACAAGUUAAUGUCUCUUGUGUUACUCAAUUAUCCACAUGGCAUCAUACCCUCGGCCAUCCUUCUGCUCGUAUUUUUCAGUAUUUA
Cuscuta epithymum is the source of this 1148-nucleotide messenger RNA. The record is from the annotation of a GenBank genome assembly. NCBI's taxonomy places the organism in Eukaryota, Viridiplantae, Streptophyta, Magnoliopsida, Solanales, Convolvulaceae.